AUGAGAGAGGAAAAGGAAGGGGAGAAGGAGGAGGAAGAGAAAGUGUCGAAGGAGGGAAGGAGGAGGUGCAUCCAGCUAAGAUUCUGCUGGUUGUCUUGCAUGUACUUACCUGGCCGGGGUCAAUUGAAAGGUCCAUGGCCUAGGUUAGUGACACUCAUUGUACUUACGAUGGAUGCUGGCUUAAGGUCUGUCCUGGUUGGGAGAGCCUACGUCAUAAUUUGUGAUAGAUGGCAUGCGUUAGUGAUCCUAUUCGGCCAAAGUUGGUCAAAUAUACUCGAAAAUCGGUAG
This is a messenger RNA of Dovyalis caffra, 288 nucleotides long. The record is from the annotation of a GenBank genome assembly. Lineage: Eukaryota; Viridiplantae; Streptophyta; Magnoliopsida; Malpighiales; Salicaceae.